Vigna unguiculata (cowpea) is the source of this 1276-nucleotide messenger RNA. RefSeq lists its product as uncharacterized. Gene Ontology annotation, cellular component: mitochondrial membrane. Lineage: Eukaryota; Viridiplantae; Streptophyta; Magnoliopsida; Fabales; Fabaceae. Gene Ontology annotation, biological process: mitochondrial proton-transporting ATP synthase complex assembly. The record is from RefSeq and is a predicted model, not a curated record.
UUCAUAAAUAGCCUGAUUGAAUAACUGACUUGGCGGACCUUAACCCCAUCUUAAACGGGUCGGACUAUUCAGCUUCCCCCACCCAUGAAUGUGGCCCUAAACUCAGAGUGUCUGUGGCACGGUAAUUCGUAAGCGCAGCCAUGGCAAGAACCUCUCUCCUUCACUUGCUGCGAUCACAGAGUUCCCGCCACUUCUGCAGAACCACUCCUUCAGCAUACCAAUGUUUUAGGUCCUCAACCUGUGGACGGCCCAUUACACCCAAUCCAUCUCAUAAAACUUCGUCCCAUCUUGCUGUUUUCCAAAGAAGAUGGGCAUCACCAGCCCCAGCUGCAGAGGAAGAUGACAAGAUUAGCAUUGGACCUCGUGGUGGAGGACAAUCAGUGGAACCCGACAAGGAAACUGGAAUUGUUUAUCAUGGCCCGAUCUCAAACACCAUAAAGAAAGUAAAACUUUUGUCUCUCUCAACUUGCUGCCUCUCGGUGUCCCUCGGUCCGGUCAUAACCUUCAUGACAUCCCCCGACAUGAAUGUCAUCCUCAAAGGUGCAGUGGCAUCAUCUGUAAUAUUCCUCAGUGCCUCUACAACUGCUGCCCUUCAUUGGUUCGUUAGCCCGUAUAUUCACAAACUCAGGUGGCAGCCGGGUUCGGACAGCUUCGAGGUGGAGAUGCUGUCCUGGCUGGCAACUUCAAUUCCAAAGACUAUCAAGUUUUCCGAUAUUCGACCACCGGAAACCCAAAGGCCUUUUGUCACAUUUAAGGCCAAUGGGAACUUUUACUUUGUGGACGCAGAGCACUGUCAUAAUAAGGCGCUUCUGGCUAGACUCACCCCACAAAAAGGGACUCAUGAUUCAGCUUUCAAAAACUUGUGAUCUGAAAAUACUGUUUUGAGCUUUCAGGUAUUUUACUGAUAGCAUUAGAAGAUUAAGGUAUGACCCUGCAUUAGUUUCAGUCUGCGCAUGGAAUUUUGUUUUACACUCUUGAGAUUUGAUCUCGUCUUCUGAUACCAUAAACCGUUAAGUCUGCUGACUAAUUAGUAGCAGUAGUAUUUUAUGCAAAUUCUGGUAUUUUUGCAAGCUUUUUGUUAUACAUGAUGAAUGCUCAAGAUUGUCUUGUUUUUUUCUUCAUGAACACGGUCCACACAGCAUACCAAAGCUGGCAAUCAAGGACACUAAUCUGCAGCUUGUUGCCAACCAAACGUUAUUUUGAGACACUAUGGACUUGUUUAAUUCUAUCUUAUCUCGACUCUAUUUUUUAUUAUUGUCUAAAUUAGAUUUUGUUA